Molecule: messenger RNA, 2161 nt
Organism: Nannospalax galili (Upper Galilee mountains blind mole rat)
Lineage: Eukaryota; Metazoa; Chordata; Mammalia; Rodentia; Spalacidae
Gene: Eral1
Product: Era like 12S mitochondrial rRNA chaperone 1
Exons: 10
Coding region: 282-1589 (435 amino acids)
Biological process (GO): ribosomal small subunit assembly
Cellular component (GO): mitochondrial matrix
Molecular function (GO): ribosomal small subunit binding; GTP binding; rRNA binding
Source: RefSeq, a predicted model, not a curated record
ACUGGGCUUUUAAAAAGCCCUUUUACAGAACUUGGCAAAAGAAAGUAGCAUGUGUAUGGGGGUCCAAAGCGACUGUCGCUCACACAGACAAUGCAGUCUCGCUUUUGCCUUCCCUUAGCCUUCUUCAGUCUCCGGACCUAGUCCUCGCCCUCGCAGCCUCCGCGAUCCCGUGGGGCUCAGUUCUGUUUGGGCCGUUCUACUUCUCUUCUACUCGUUGGUCUGUGGGCUCCUGUCCAAUCGAAGGCGUGAUUCUGGUGGGUCCCAGCGUGCAUUGCGGCAAGAUGGCUGCGCCCAGACGAUGCGGUUCUGGGCUGGCUCGCCUAGUGAUGGCCUGGCAGCUAGGCCCGCAGGCCGCGAGGCCCUGGGCGGCUGCACUCCGUCCCGCUGUGGGUCCCCAGGCCAGGUGCGUGUCCUGCAUGGUGGGCACCGCCUUUUCUGGUCCGCGUCUGGCCCCCGCCUCUUGCAGUGGUCAGGACUCAGCCCUGGACCGCAUCCUUGGAGUCCCUCAGCCCGACUGUUCGCCCGCUCCCAGGGUUCCCGCCGCGUGCACGUACAGAGAUGAGCAGACUCUGCUCUUGGCUCAUACCCCUGACAUGCCUGAGAAUCCACGGGUUCUACGAGUGGCCCUCCUGGGAGCCCCAAAUGCAGGGAAGUCAACACUCUCCAAUCAGCUGCUGGGCCGUAAGGUGUUUCCUGUCUCCAAGAAGGUGCACACCACUCGCUGCCAAGCUCUAGGGGUCAUCACAGAGAAGGAGGCCCAGGUGAUUCUACUUGACACACCUGGCAUCAUCAGUCCCAUAAAACAGAAGAGGCACCAUCUGGAGCUCUCCUUGUUGGAAGAUCCAUGGAAGAGUAUGGAAUCUGCUGAUUUAGUUGUAGUUCUUGUGGAUGUGUCCGACAAGUGGACUAGGAACCAGCUCAAUCCCCAGGUACUGAAGUGCUUGACCCAGUUCUCCCAGGUACCUAGUAUCCUUGUCUUGAACAAGGUGGAUUGCCUUAAGCAGAAAUCAGUUCUUUUGGAGCUGACAGCAGUCCUCACUGAAGGUGUAGUCAAUGGCAAGAAGCUCAAUAUAAGGCAGGCUUUCCACUCACAACCUCGCACACACUGCCCCAGUUCUGCAACUGAGGAUUCAAAUGCACACUCAGUGGAAAACCCUCAGAGAGUUGGCUGGCCCCACUUCCAGGAGAUCUUCAUGUUAUCAGCCCUAAACAACGAGGAUGUGAAGACACUAAAGCACUACCUCCUGGCACAAGCCCAACCUGGACCCUGGGAGUUCCACAGUGGAGUCCUCACUAGCCAGGCACCUGAAGAGAUCUGCACCAACAAAAUCCGAGAGAAGCUGCUAGAGUACCUGCCUGAGGAGGUGCCCUACAGUGUGCAGCAGAAGACACUGGUAUGGGAGGAAGGACCAAGCGGGGAGCUAGUGAUCCAACAGAACCUUCUGGUGCCCAAAGAGUCUCAUCUGAGGAUCCUGAUUGGUCGGAAGGGCCACCUGAUCUCCCAGAUUGCACAGGAAGUGGGCCAAGACCUCAUGGACAUCUUCCUCUGUGAUGUUCGCAUCCGACUCUCUGUAAAGCUUCUAAAGUGACCAUCUUCUUUUGCCCCUCCCAGUGCAUCCUAUCUCAAGCUGCUGGAGUCACUUAGCAGAGCCCCUGUCAGCAGGGUGAGGGCCAUGGAUACCAACUGGCUGCUGGCCAACCUGGCCUUGUUGAGUGCACAGUACCUGCCCAGCUGUGUCCUCCAUUGGAGGAAAGAACCUGCCUUAGCUUAGUUCUCAAGUAGUUCCUCUACCUGGAGCUACAGCUUUGGAAGUCUCAAAAGUUGGCCCUCAUGGUGUGAAUUGGAUCACCUGCCUCUGCUAGCAUUGGACACAGUUUUGUCCUGAGUUCCCAGUUGUUAGCAGGAAGAUCUUUCCCCCUUCCUUGAAUUCAUCACCUUAAAGUUGUGUAAGAACCUGUGUUUUCCUGGGCUUGGUGAUAUAUACCUUUAAUCCUAGCACGUGGGAGGCAGAAGGCAGAUGGAUCUCUGUGCCCUGUCUCAAAAAAAAAAGAACCACCUAUUACAUGAGAGAGUACCAUCUACCUGUAUGCCCAAGUCCUUAAUCACUCCCACCAGUUACCCAGCCUUUGUUGCCAAUAAAGUAAAAGACAAGUGUUCUUA